ACACUCCUGCCGCGCCCACCCCAAGUUUCGUCUCAGAGAGGCACAGCGGGGCCUUGCAGUCUAGGCCAGACGCGGAGUCCAUCAUGGUCUCACGCUGGCGGGGUUUGAGGUGGCAGGGGGAACUCACGAGCUUCUCGAACUCCUGGUGGACGAGUGACUGGUCCGCGCGCACGCGCACAGACAAACCGUGCGCCGCCCACUGCGCCCUAGUGUCUUCCGAUUCCCGGCGGGACCCCGUGGGCUGCGGACUAUGCCUGACUACGACGAGGUGACCGCCUUCCUAGGCGAGUGGGGGCCCUUCCAGCGCCUCAUCUUCUUCCUGCUCAGCGCCAGCAUCAUCCCCAAUGGCUUUACUGGAUUGUCAAGCGUGUUCCUGACGGCGAUCCCGGAGCACCGUUGCCUGAUACCAGACACGGUGAACCUGAGCAGCGCGUGGCGCAACCACAGCAUCCCGAUGGAGCUGAAGGCCGAACGACAGGUGCCCCAGAAAUGCCGCCGCUACCGACUGGCCACCAUCGCCAACUACUCUGAACUGGGGCUGGAGCCAGGACGGGACGUGGACCUGGAGCAGCUGGAGCAGGAGAGCUGCCUGGAUGGCUGGGAGUACGACAAGGACCUCUUCCUGUCCACCAUCGUGACAGAGGAUUCCAGCUUAUACAGAAGACCAGUGGAAACACCAAGCCUCAUGGGACUGAGUAACUACUACAUUCUUGGACUUCCUGUUCAGUCUUGGAUUUCCCAUUCACACCUGCCUAUUGUUGGCUUAGUUGGACUGCAGACUUGGGACCUGGUGUGUAAGGAUGACUGGAAAGCCCCACUCACCACUUCCUUCUUUUACGUGGGUGUGCUCUUAGGCUCCUUCAUUUCGGGACAGCUCUCAGACAGCAAAUAUGUAGUAUGUAAUAUGUUCGAAGCUCUGUUAGAAGAUACAGCACACCUUAAAAACCAACUAGGUCACCAUAUCCUCACACCUCUCUGGCAGGAACUGUUACUUCCAUUUUUCAUUAGCAUCAUUGUGGCACUGCCUUUGAGGCAGCCUGAGUGUCCAGACUACACAUUCAUC
Mastomys coucha (southern multimammate mouse) is the source of this 1063-nucleotide messenger RNA. Its product is annotated as solute carrier family 22 member 21-like. Lineage: Eukaryota; Metazoa; Chordata; Mammalia; Rodentia; Muridae. The transcript has 5 exons. The annotation marks the transcript as partial. The record is from RefSeq and is a predicted model, not a curated record.